Molecule: messenger RNA, 677 nt
Organism: Phyllotreta striolata
Lineage: Eukaryota; Metazoa; Arthropoda; Insecta; Coleoptera; Chrysomelidae
Source: the annotation of a GenBank genome assembly
GAAAGGUAGCUGAACACUAUAACAGUAGUAGCAUACCAGAAAGUCUAAACGUCAAAAAAACUAACCAAAACAAAACAAAAAUGGCUGGCAUCCUGGGAGGAAAAGGUUUGACUAAAAGCACUAACAACGGUGUUGUUAAUGCCUCAAAAGGUUGGAAUUAUGUUGCAGGUGCGCCAGAAACGGAGGAACAACAAAAAUACAGAUUUCAAAUAGAAUUGGAAUUCGUACAGUGUUUAGGAAAUCCCAAUUAUUUGAAUUUUUUAGCGCAAAGGGGCUACUUUAAAGACAACGCAUUCAUAAACUACUUGAAAUAUCUCCUGUAUUGGAAAGAACCCGACUACGCCAAGUACCUAAAGUACCCAAUGUGUUUGUAUUUCCUCGAUUUACUCCAGUACGAGCACUUUAGGAGAGAAUUAGUGAACGCGCAUUGCUCCAAAUUUAUCGACGACCAGCAGAUAUUACUGUGGCAACAUUACACGAGAAGGAGAAGCCGAUUAUUAUCAACUCCCGUGUCCAACGGAAACACCGAACAAAAUAAUAGCAAUCAAAACAAUCAGAGUAACGGACACAUGAAUUCUAAAAUCUCUUAAUUUUGUUACUAGAUUAUAGGAAAAUCGUAUUUUAUACUUUUGUAAAUUUUAAUGUAUUCUGUAUAAUAAAUUAUGAUACUAUUGUAA